Chenopodium quinoa (quinoa) is the source of this 1127-nucleotide messenger RNA. RefSeq names its product protein Dr1 homolog. Gene Ontology annotation, molecular function: protein heterodimerization activity. Bases 171 to 653 code for a protein of 160 amino acids. The record is from RefSeq and is a predicted model, not a curated record. NCBI's taxonomy places the organism in Eukaryota, Viridiplantae, Streptophyta, Magnoliopsida, Caryophyllales, Amaranthaceae. The transcript is spliced from 6 exons.
AACUGCAUAGUUUAAAAGUCCCCCAAAUUUUCGCAAAUUUCUGAAACCCUAAAAUCUCCGCCAAACUCCACCGUUCUCCGGUGACUUUCCCUCUUUCUCCCCUCUUCUCCGGCGCCUCUCAUCGGUUCAACUCUCCACCUCUUUUACGAUCUUUCUGGCCGUGUAUUUGUAUGAUGGAGCCAAUGGACAUAGUUGGGAAGGCAAAAGAAGAUGCUUCACUCCCUAAAGCUACAAUGACUAAAAUAAUAAAGGAGAUGUUGCCCCCAGAUGUUCGUGUGGCUAGAGAUGCUCAAGAUCUAUUAAUUGAAUGUUGUGUUGAGUUUAUAAAUCUUGUUUCAUCAGAAUCAAAUGACGUUUGCAACAGAGAAGAAAAACGAACAAUUGCACCUGAGCAUGUACUGAAGGCUUUGGAGGUUCUUGGUUUUGGGGAGUACAUUGAAGAUGUUUAUGCUGCAUACGAACAACAUAAAGUGGAGACAAUGCAAGAUGGAGUUCGAGGUGGUGGUGGUGGUGGUAAGUGGGGCAACGCUGCCGAGAUGACCGAGGAAGAAGCUGCUGCUGAGCAGCAGAGGAUGUUUGCGGAGGCUCGGGCAAGAAUGAAUGGGAAUGUACCUCUUCCCAAAUCAGAUACCGACCCUACCCCAGAGAGCUAACUUUUAGGAUCUUAGGUCUUUGUUUUUCUCUAAAUCAUAGGCAAAAGCACCUAUCAACAUCUUCUGUGCAUCUGACCUCAUAUUUUCUUGUACAAAGCUGUGAGGCAAGAGCUCUGGCCUGUGUUUAAAGCUUUAUAAAUUUGUAUCUCACCAAUUGUCCUGUUCAUAAAUGAAUGUAAUUAGCGGGAGCAUUUCACCUUUGGUAGUGAGAUGCUCUUAGAGGGUACAUAUUGCUAUCAAUGGAGAAUUCUACCUUUAGUUUUUCCUUGGUAAAGGGUGUGACUAGUACACAGCCCUCUUUUCUAGUCAUUACCAGUUGUAUUGCAGGCUAUAGCUUAGCCAGCGAACAUGUAGUGUAACUUUAUUUUAUUUUAUUUUCUAAUAUCUUGAAUGCAGUGAAUGUUUUUUUUUCCUCGGGAUGUAUUACUGACUGAAACUUUUCUUUCCGAAAGCCAUCUAAAUUUCUGAAGCCAA